CAAGGCAUUCUGGGAAAAGAGGCUGUUGUAAACAUGGCCGCCCUGGUGAGCAGAGUUCUGUCCUUCAGUAGAAACGCGAAGGUGCUCGCGUCGCCCUUGAGGCUGACCGCUGCACCUGUGUGUCGCUACAGCCUGGAAGUGUCCAGCACCGGCGAGACCAUCACCCACACCGGCCAGGCGUUUGAGGCAAAUGAUCCCAGGAGAGCCAGAUUCGUUGGCAGACAGAAGGAGGUCAACACAAACUUUGCCAUCAAACUGGUGGCCGAGGAGCCGGUGACCGGCGUGGAGGCCAGAGUGGUGUCCUGUGACGGAGGCGGAGGAGCCCUGGGUCACCCCAAAGUCUACAUCAACCUGGACAAAGACACUAAAGUGGGCACUUGUGGCUAUUGUGGAUUACAGUUCCAGCAUAAGCAUCACCACUAAAACAUGUCCCCUGCCUUUGCUUCUCUGUAUAAAUAAAUAAAUUAUAUGUCGUCUUGA
This is a messenger RNA of Pseudoliparis swirei, 480 nucleotides long. RefSeq names its product NADH:ubiquinone oxidoreductase subunit S6 (gene ndufs6). The record is from RefSeq and is a predicted model, not a curated record. Gene Ontology annotation, biological process: mitochondrial electron transport, NADH to ubiquinone. The coding region runs from base 34 to 423 and encodes 129 amino acids. Lineage: Eukaryota; Metazoa; Chordata; Actinopteri; Perciformes; Liparidae. The transcript has 4 exons.